AUGAGUGGCCUACAGCCGAACGAUCACGUAACACAGGAUACGGAUCGAGAGGAACAAACAGCUAGGACAAAAUUCACGAAUCAGAAUUCCGGUGCUGAGCAAGCCAAGGAGGCACUAGAAACCCCAAAAGAGACCAAAGGAGGCUUAACUAAAGAAGGGCAAAUCCUAGCAGCAGAGGAGUGCCAAGGAGACUUAAAAGCAAGGAAGAUGACUAAAAAAAUUUAG
Molecule: messenger RNA, 225 nt
Organism: Plasmodium inui San Antonio 1
Lineage: Eukaryota; Apicomplexa; Aconoidasida; Haemosporida; Plasmodiidae
Exons: 1
Coding region: 1-225 (74 amino acids)
Source: RefSeq, a predicted model, not a curated record